Molecule: messenger RNA, 3148 nt
Organism: Terrapene triunguis (Three-toed box turtle)
Lineage: Eukaryota; Metazoa; Chordata; Testudines; Emydidae
Gene: ARID3A
Product: AT-rich interaction domain 3A
Exons: 9
Coding region: 805-2658 (617 amino acids)
Biological process (GO): regulation of transcription by RNA polymerase II
Cellular component (GO): nucleus
Molecular function (GO): DNA binding
Source: RefSeq, a predicted model, not a curated record
UGCAAUGAGAAAUUUACCAAUCCGGCCAGAUAGGGGUGCAUUAAAACAAACACAAUUAAAAGAGAGAUACCGAAAAAAGAAAAAGAAACCAGGGGCGGCCAAGUUGCUCUGCAGCAAGGUGGACCAGCUGCCCGGGGGCUCGCGGGCUGCUACGAAGCUCCCCAGCGGAGAGCCAGCCCUGGGUUUGCACAGACACCUGGAUGAAGCCGAAUUGGCCAAGGACUAGCGGGACCCAGCCCUACCACUGCAGCAGAGCCAAAGGAAGGAAGGAAGGCAGCUGCAGUCCAGUCUGGGGAGUGCCCGUCGAGCUAAGGGGCGUGCAAUGUCCAGGACUGCGCUGGCUGCCUGCUGAACCAGAGGGGCAUUGGCCCUGAGGUGUGGUGUUGGCAGAGACUAACGGCCCUGGAGCGGGGGCUUGCAACCAGCUGAUUGCUCAGACGUUCUGGUGUCAUCAGGGUGUCGGCCCCUCGAUGCAAAGCAGCCCCUAGUGUAACGCCUUGGUGCCCGCAUCCCCCAGUGCAGCGUGUCUGUGCAUUUCCCCCAAGGCAUUGCACUGUACUCCCUCGGGGGCAUUAUAACCCCCCUCCUCCCAGGGUACUGGACACCUCAGAUACCUCCCAGUCCAGGGCUUUCUACCCUCUUAGGAACUUGCUGGCCAGCUCCCCUGGGGCACUGCACCCCACAGGGCGUUGUCCUCCAGAUACCCCUCCCCUCCAGGACAUUGCAUCCUCAACUCCAGGGCAUUGCACCCCAGGUGCAUUGCCCGCCAACUCCCCCAGGGAGCUGCCCCUGGCUGGCAGAGCCAUGAAGCUGCAGGCGGUGAUGGAGAACCUGCAGCGGCAGCAGCGGGCGCGGCUGCAGCAGGAGCUGGAGGCGCGGCAGCAGGAGCAGCAGCGCUCCACGCCUCCCCCGCCAGCACUGCCCCCUCCGCCGCCCUCCGGACAGAACGUUGCCCUCCCUGCUGGGGCCUCGCUGUUGGCCCGUGGCCGCAGCCAGGACCCCGCCCCACCUGAGGAGGGGGUGGAGCUUGAGAGCGCCCGCAUCCAGCGUGCCCAGAUGGCUGCCCUGGCCGCUAUGCGGGCAGCAGCAGCUGGACUCAGCCACUCGCCCAGCCCGGGAAUGUCCGAUGAGAGCCAGGCCUCAGAGGAGGAAGAAGAGGAAGAGCAGGGGGAGGAGGAGGAGGAGGAUGGCGGGUACCAGCAGGAGAUGGGCUCGGAGGAAGAGGAGGAGCUGAAGCGCAAGUGGGAUGAAGAUGACUUCGAAGAGGACAUGGGGGAGGAGGAGGAGGAAGAGGAAGAAGAGGAGGAGGAAGAUUAUGAAGAGGAUGAAGAAAUGGGAGAGGAUGAAGGGCUGGGCUCCGCAGAAGCGGUGAGAUCUGGGCCGGGAUCUCUGCUUCUUCGCAAGCCGCAGGCCCCCCAGCCGUACCGAGGUGAGCCACAGAGGCUGCCGGGGGGCCAGGAGCGGCUGUCGUCUGGAUUGAGCCAUCAGGGGCACUUGCAGCUACAGCAGCAGGCUCCAGACCAUGGAGACUGGACUUACGAGGAGCAGUUCAAGCAAUUGUACGAGCUGGAUGGCGAUCCCAAGAGGAAAGAAUUCCUGGACGACCUCUUCAGCUUUAUGCAGAAGCGAGGGACGCCCGUCAACCGAAUCCCCAUCAUGGCCAAGCAAGUGCUGGACCUGUACAUGCUCUACGUGCUGGUGACCGAGAAAGGGGGCUUGGUGGAAGUGAUCAACAAGAAGCUGUGGCGGGAGAUCACCAAAGGGCUCAACCUGCCCACCUCCAUCACCAGCGCUGCCUUCACGCUACGCACUCAAUACAUGAAGUACCUGUACCCCUACGAGUGCGAGAAGCGAGGCCUCAGCAACCCCAACGAGCUGCAAGCAGCCAUCGACAGCAACCGGCGAGAGGGCCGCCGGCAGGGCUUCGGGGGCUCCCUCUUCACCUACUCCCCCAGCGGCACCCCCAGCCUGCUCUCCUCCCCCAAGCUGCAAGUGCCUGGCCUGGGGCUGGCGGGGGCCACCAACGGCGGCCCCCUCGGCCCCGGGCAAAAGAUAAAGAAAGAAGAGGAUUCCCCCAUCCCAAUCACCAUGCCCAGCCGACUCCCUGUGUCCCUGGCUGGCCACCCGGUGGUAGCGGCCCAGGCAGCGGCCGUGCAGGCGGCCGCCGCUCAGGCAGCGGUGGCCGCUCAGGCCGCGGCCCUGGAGCAGCUGCGAGAGAAGCUGGAGUCCGGGGAGCCUCCGGAGAAGAAGCUGGCUCUGGUGACGGACGAGCAGCAGAGGCUGAUGCAACGGGCCAUUCAGCAGAACCUCCUGGCCAUGACGGCGCAGCUACCCAUGAGCAUCCGCAUUAACAGCCAAGGGACCCGCUCGCCAGAAAACCGUCAGGACUCCGGCAUGAGCCUGGCCAGCAACGGCACGAACAGCAUCAGCAUGUCAGUGGAGAUCAACGGCAUCGUCUAUACAGGUGUGUUGUUCGCACAGACCCCCGGCCCCUCGUCCUCCUCGCUCCCUUCCUCCGCCUACAGCAAAGGAAACAGCGGCAGCCGGAGCAGCAGCAGCAGCAGCGGCGUGGGGGGCAGCAGCGGCGUCUCCCAGGCUGCCCCAGCUGGUUUGUCCGCCCCUCCAACCUCUACCUCUAAUAACUCUUCUUCGCCUUAACCCCCCCUCCCCCCAACGGCAGCGCCUCAUCUCACCAAAAGACACACACACAAAAUAAUAAACCCACACAUGGAGCUUCUAUCACAGCUGAUGCCAAAAACCAAGCUUGCAUCUGGCUUUCCCGGGGGGUGGGGGGAGGAAGCCCCCGUCUCCCACUCCUCCCGAGAGGACUGGAGAAAGUUUUGCAAGGAGAAAAGCUUUAAUCCAGGGGGUUUCAUUAAAAGCAGCCUGGACCCUGAGCCAGUCGUUACCCGUUCGCUUUGGAGGUGAUGCACCGUCCUCCCGGAACGCUUUACCUCACGACACCCCACUUUGCACUGUGCGUUGGUUUGUUUUAAUGUUGUUGUUUGAAGUUGUGUUCUUUUGGAUACCUCCAGACAGACACACAGUCGCACCGACGCCCGCGGGCUUGUGUUUUUAAUGAAACCUCCCCACCUUCCUUUCCUUUUCUUUUUUUUAAACCAAAAACAACAUUUGCAAAAGCGGGAGG